This is a messenger RNA of Naumovozyma castellii, 3072 nucleotides long. It is a transcript of the gene BOI2, whose product is annotated as Boi2p. The coding region runs from base 1 to 3072 and encodes 1023 amino acids. The record is from RefSeq and is a predicted model, not a curated record. NCBI's taxonomy places the organism in Eukaryota, Fungi, Ascomycota, Saccharomycetes, Saccharomycetales, Saccharomycetaceae. The transcript has a single exon.
AUGAGUUCCAAGAAAGAUUCCACCUUAGAACAAUUAAACAGUACCUCUCCUUCUAGGAUAAGAAAUGCAUCUAUUGAAUCAUCGUCAUACAGUGGUAAUUUUCAUCCUGAAGAUGCUAAAAGUUAUCCAAUGUACAUUUGUAUCAACGAGUAUACAAAGAGAAUGGAAGAUGAGCUGGAUAUGAGACCUGGAGACAAGAUUCAAGUGCUUAUUGAUGAUGAAGAAUAUGAUGAUGGCUGGUACUUCGGCCGUAAUUUGAGAACUCAAGAGGAGGGGCUAUAUCCCGUUACAUUUACACAGAUCAUUAGUGUAGAGAAGAAACCAAGAUUAAUGCGAGCCAAAUCUGUGAAGAGAUUAUAUAGUCCUCACGAUGCUAAUGGUUCUUCAACGUUAUCUCUUGAUGAUUCUACCAGUGAACUUCCAACACCACAGCCAUUAGAAACAGCUGCAACUGUCUCAAUUCAAAAUGCCAAGCCCAUAGAUAGAGAAUUGUCAUUAAAAACAACUAUACAUGAUAUCGAUAAGGCACUAAAAGAUUUUCAAAACGACGACUCCUUCGAAAUACCUGAUACUUCACAAACAUCCAAUGGCUACGAUUCGCCAAGCUAUAACAAUGACACAAAUAUUUCUUCAACCGCCGAUCUAAAUGUAAAUGAGAUAACGAACAGAUUACAGGAGUCCAAAGGAUUGGGUAAAAGUAAUUUAGGGAAUGACACGUCAGAAAUUGGGGACGUUUUGGAUCCAGCGAAUGCAGAACAGUGGACGCCAGAGGAGGUAACUGCAUAUUUUAUCAAAUCGGGAUUCGAUGCUGAAUCCGCAUCAAAAUUUCAACAACAUAAAAUAUCAGGAAAGAUAUUAUUAGAACUCGAAUUAGCUCACUUAAGAGAAUUGGAUAUAAAUUCAUUCGGUACACGUUUCGAAAUCUUUAAAGAGAUUGAAAACAUAAAAGAGGCCAUUAAUACAGCUUACUUAAGCAAAGCAAAGGCAACAUCUAGACAUGCCAAUGAGUUAUCCAAAAGGUCCAGCCAAUUAAUGCCGCCUGCCAAAGUUGAUCUGCAAAACACCAACAAAGGUACAUCAUCGACAAAUGCAGGAAGAUCAUUAGAUCCAUUACAGGAGAAUACCGAUCAAUAUGCCGGCGCAUCGAAACAUAGACCUGCAUCUUUAAUGAUGAAUGGUUCGAGCCAAAGAAUACAGAAGGAUUUACUCUCUGCUCCAAACAUGGUAGAAAAUAUUGUUAAAGAUGAAAGCAUAUUUACAUCUCCAAGGAGGGCUCCUAAACCACCAUCUUACCCAAGCCCAGUCCAACCUCAAAGUUCUCCAAUGAUUGGUGGAAAAUCGCAUGUGGCUUCACCACCAGAAUCUCGUAACUUUUCUCCUUCAACUGCCUUCAGAAGCACAUCGACAAGGGAGGAUAUGACACCAAAUGACAAAUCAAAUGAUGUCUCUCGUUUCAACAAUACAGUUACGGUUCCACAGAUUCUUACUACAUCUUCUUCUACUACAACAAAUUCAUCAUCCAGAAAUGAUUCAAGUUCCAGAUUGAAUCAAAGUACUAACAGAACAUCAGUUCUUUUUACGGGACAGAAUAGAAACAGCAAUGGAAUAUCUUACACAGAAACGAGUAAACGAACAUCCAUGUUACCUCGGAUCAAUACUCAUCCAGAUACUGACAAAAGUGCAUAUAUAGAAGAAGAAGAUUUUGAUGACGCUGGAACUAUCGAAAGAGCCACCUCUAGUAUAUACGGUGAAAGCAUAAAAGAGGAUCCUGAACGCCCUUCGAAUGAUAAUAGAAGAAGUUCAGCAUAUUUCUCAGCGAAGAAUGACGAAGAACUUGUCUCUCCCUCAAGUGCUUCUAAGAAAAAGAAAAAGAAAAAUAGAGCAUCCUUUAUCACAAGUCCAUUUAGACAUCAAUUUACAGAAAAUGCCACACGAACAACGCCAAAAGAUGAAGAGAAGGAAAAAAAAGGAAAUGGAUCAAAUUCCUUGACUCCAACUCCAAAAGGGAAUGUUUCGCCAGGUAAGAAGAGUAUUUCAACAAAUGAAUUGAAUAGAAGAUCCGUAAGCGCAAAGGAUACUAAGCCCAAUGAAUUUUCUAGCACAGUUUACUUGGGAGAUGAGAAACAGCAAAGGUCAGUAAGUGAAGCUGUGAAGGGCAAGAAACUACAGCAGCAAACAAUGAGGACUAGGACAGUAUCUAAAAAACAGCAGACAUCAGCCUUCCAAGAGGGUAUAAGGACAAUUUCAGUUAAGGAGGCCCAGAAAGAUGCUGACUUUUCAGGUUGGAUGAACAAAAAAGGUAGUGGUACAAUGAGCGGAUGGAAAAGAAGGUAUUUUGUUCUACAUGGAACGAGAUUGUCAUACUUUUCAAAUAUGAAUGACACAAGAGAAAGAGGGUUGAUCGAUAUAACUGCCCAUCGUGUAGUUCCAGCUAGGGAAGAUGACACUAUUGUAUCAUUAUUUGCAGCCACAACAGGGAAAGGAAGGUAUUGUUUCAAAUUAAUCCCGCCCCAGCCAGGGUCGAAGAAGGGAUUGACAUUUACUCAACCUCGUGUACAUUACUUUGCAGUGGAUAGCAAAGAGGAAAUGAGAGCAUGGAUGGCUAGAUUAAUUAAGACCACCAUCGACAUUGAUACAAACGAACCAGUGAUUAGUACUUGUGCAACCCCAACUGUAUCUUUGGUGAGAGCACAGGAAAUGUUGGCCGAAGCUCGUGAGGAGACAAGAGCAAGGGAGCAACAAAUGAUGCUAAAUGAGGAGGAUGAAGAUCAAAUGUUGUGGGAACAACAACAGAAAAGCCAACAUAGUAAAACUGAUAGCAACAAAGAUGAUCGUAGUAAUGUUCAUGACGAUAUGGCAACCAACGAUACGCAACGCGCCUCUGAUGAUGAUGGAGCACUUUCUACCCCUAAUUUAUCGUCAUACACCGGAACAACUGCCACAUCUAAUGGGUUUGCUAGUCCUUAUUUAUUAGCAUCAGGUGUGUUAUCUCCAAAGGUUGGAAGAAGUAAUAGUACUCGUGUAACUAAAGACCAUAAGAAAGAAGAAUUCAUACAUGGCGAGAGGCUAUAG